Messenger RNA from Anas platyrhynchos (mallard), 2418 nucleotides. Its product is annotated as sodium/nucleoside cotransporter 1. Gene Ontology annotation, cellular component: plasma membrane. Lineage: Eukaryota; Metazoa; Chordata; Aves; Anseriformes; Anatidae. Gene Ontology annotation, biological process: nucleoside transmembrane transport. The record is from RefSeq and is a predicted model, not a curated record. Gene Ontology annotation, molecular function: nucleoside:sodium symporter activity.
GCUGCUCACAGUGCAGCUAGGGCUGGGUGCCAGGGCGUGAGCCCGGGAGGAGCCGAGCUAUCGAGCUAUCGCUCGCUAUGGGUUGAACCAGCUCUUUGGACUGAGCUGUUAAUCCGUAACUGCACGGCACCAGGCCGGAGCUGCGGGGCUGGCGGCUGGUCCCUCGCCGUGCUGUUUCUCUAAUGCGGUGAAGCAAUGGCGCACCCGGAGAUGGAAGAAAACCAGAUAUCCCUGGACAGCCUUGAGAAGGGCAUAGACAACCCAGCUUUUGAAUCUCCGGGUGAGGAGGGACUCCAUGAGGAGAACCAUGAUGGUCCACGUGGUGGGAGCAAGGAGGAAAGGCAAGGAGAAGGGAAAGGGAGAGUCUCCUCAUACUGCAGGAAGGCUCUGCAGCCAGCAUCCAAGGCAAAGCGCUUCUGCAAGGCUCAUGCCAAGACACUGCGGAUGGUCGCCUGGGGGAUCUUUGGAGUAGCCUACCUGUGCUACCUCAUUGCGGCCUGUUGGCUCAACUUCCAGCGAGCCCUUGCCUUGCUCAUCAUAACUGCUGUGGUUGUCUUCUUCAUGCUAUGGAGCCUCUUCAAGAAGUACUGUGGGGCAAAGGUAUUGCAGCUCCUCAGCCCUGUUCAGAAAUGCUUCCAAAAAUCCUGGCGAUGGCUGAAAUGGCUGCUGAUCGUGGUCCUCCUGGGCGGCCUGGUCACGUGGCUGGCUUUGGACACUGCCAGAAACCCAGAGCAGCUCAUCUCAUUAGCUGGCUUCUGCUUUAUUUUGCUGUUUCUGUUCGUCUUCUCCAAGCAUCACAGCGCAGUGUCCUGGAGAGCUGUUUUCUGGGGUAUUACCUUGGAAUUCUUAAUUGGCCUCUUCAUCCUCCGAACAACCCCUGGCAUCCAAGCUUUCCGGUGGCUGGGUGACCAGAUCCAGAUCUUCCUGGGCUACACCAAAGCUGGCUCCGUCUUUGUCUUUGGGAACACGCUCGUUGAAGAAGUCUUUGCCUUUCAGUCUCUGCCCAUCAUUGUUUUCUUCAGCUGUGUGAUGUCCAUCCUCUAUUACCUCGGUGCCAUGCAGUGGCUCAUCCUGAAGAUCUCCUGGCUGCUUCAGUUCUCAAUGGGCACCACCCCUACUGAGACCCUGAGUGUGGCAGGGAACAUUUUUGUGGGACAGACUGAAGCCCCACUGCUCAUCCGCCCGUACCUUGCGGACAUGACCUAUUCAGAAAUCCAUGCUGUGAUGACUGGGGGCUUUUCCACCAUUGCAGGCAGCGUGAUGGGAGCCUAUAUAUCUUUUGGGAUAGAUGCAGCAUCACUGAUUGCAGCCUCCGUGAUGGCUGCGCCCUGUGCCCUCGCUAUGUCCAAACUGGUCUACCCCGAAGUGGAAGAGUCCAAGUUCAAGGGCAAGGAAAGCGUCCACAUCGCCAGCGGGGAAGAGCAGAACGUCCUGGAAGCUGCUAGCAGUGGGGCUGCCGCCUCGGUGGGUCUUGUGGCCAACAUCGCAGCCAACCUCAUCGCCUUCUUGGCUGUGCUGGAGUUCAUCAACGCUGCCUUGCUGUGGUUCGGGGAGAUGGUGAACAUCAAAGACCUCUCCUUUCAGAUGAUCUGCUCCUACGUCCUCAUGCCCGUGGCCUUUCUCAUGGGGGCAGACUGGGCAGACUCGCCAGUGGUGGCCGAGCUCCUGGGGAUCAAGAUCUUCCUGAAUGAGUUCGUGGCAUACCAGCAGCUGGCCACGUACAAGAAGAAUCGGCUGGACGGCCUGGAGGAGUGGAACGGGGGCCAGAAGCAGUGGAUAUCUGAGCGUGCUGAGACUAUCACCACCUUUGCACUCUGUGGAUUUGCCAACAUCAGCUCCAUCGGGAUCAUGCUGGGAGGCCUGACCUCCCUUGUUCCCCACCGCAAGAGUGACUUUGCCUCCAUCGUGCUGCGAGCCCUGCUCACCGGCAUCUGCGUCUCCAUGCUCAACUCCUGCCUGGCAGGCCUCAUGUACGUGCCAACGGAGGUGAGCGACUGCGUGACCUUCUUCGGCACUGCCAACUUCACCUCUACCAGCUACCCCAUAUACACAUGCUGCAAGCAACUCUUCGCUAGCACGGUGCUGGAGAACGGGACACUCUCCUUCACUGGCGUCUGGGACGGCCAGGCAGAGAGCGAGCUAUGGCUGAUGCAGUGCUGUGGGCACUACAACCACACAUCCUGCACAUGGUGAACCCUGGAACUCACAGGCUGCUGCCAGCUCCAAGGAACACCAGGGUCCGCACACGCCGGUCCCAGAGGCACGAAAAAAACCAGCAUGGACGUGUGUGUCUGGUCCUGUCCACUCCAGUGAUGAAAGACAGCAUCAUGCACCUUGCAAUCUGCAGCCCUGGGUGUUGGCUCCUUGGACACAGGGGAACUGCUCUAAAAUAAACCUCAGGCUGUACAUAUCCCAUGA